This is a messenger RNA of Podarcis lilfordi (Lilford's wall lizard), 1671 nucleotides long. The record is from the annotation of a GenBank genome assembly. Lineage: Eukaryota; Metazoa; Chordata; Lepidosauria; Squamata; Lacertidae.
AUGAGCCGGGGUUCCUCGGCGACUCCUGAGGGAAGGACGGCGGCGGAGCGGGAAGGGGAGGGAGAGAGGCCAGGGCCGCGCAGCCUCCUCUUCAGCCACCGUCGGGAGCCCCCGGCGCCUCUUCCGCCAACAUCUUGUCACGCCAGCGCCCGCCGCCGCCGCCGCCGCCGCUUCUCCUCUUCCUCCUUCUCCUCAGAGGCCGCGCGCAACGUAACAGCGGGGGAGGGAGGGGCGCGGAGGCUUCCACUCGAGAAGCGGCGCGCAACUUGCUGGAAGCGAGCGCGCUGUUAAGGGCAGCCGAGUUCCGACUCGGAGGAGGGGGCGGGGCCAGCGGCGAGGGGAGGGGAGGAGGUGGAGGAGCAGGAGCAGGAAGGCGGUUGGAACGGCCGUUGGAGGACGCCGGCCGGAGGGUAACUGACAGGAGCGCAGCAGCCAAUCGGAGAGGCGGCGGGGCGGGAGGCGGCGGUGGUUAAAGCGAAUUGCAUUCUGUUGGGCGGGACGAGCUGGAAGCCAAGCGACGCGACCUCUGGAGGACCGGGCGAGUGACACCAGGAUUUGCCCAACGCGAGGGGGUCAAGGGCGGGGUGUGGUGCGGCGGACGCGAUUGGGUCUACGGCAGCGGAGGCGGGACGAGCGGGCAGCCAAUGACGAGUUGCGAUCAGGACUUUUUCGUUGGUUUGUUUUGAGGUGGGAGCUCAGGGGGGCGCGAGGAGGGCAAGAAUCCCACCCGGCAGCUUUCGGGGGUUGUGAGGUUGGGUUAGUCUGCUGCUUGUGUUUUUCUUCCGGGAAAGGUCAUCGUUGUUGGCUUUUGGGUCCCUAGUGGCGGGACGGAGAGGGGGGAGUACGCAAGAAACUUCAGCAGCCCAGUCUUGUUCAUCUUUACUUGCAAGGAAACCCUGUUCAACCAGUAGAGCUUACUCUUGUGUAAGCAGUCAGUUACUAACUUUUGUCUUCUCUCUUCCCCACCGCUCCUCUGGAGAUGCAACAUUUCCAGAAAAUUUUAAAGCUGUGUGGAAUAAAACCCAUUUCCCCUUCUCCCAGCACAGCUUUUUCAUGCACACAAAACAGAAAAAUUGAGAAAUUGUGUGUGUGUGUGUGUGUGUGUUUUACAUAUUUAUAUAUAAAUAUAACCCAGCCAGAUGGGCAGGGUGUGUGUAUAUAUAUAUAUAUAUAUAUAUAGGAUCAGCGAAAGGCCUGCGAAAAGAGGGAUGUUUUUGCCUGGCACCUAAAAAUAUGUAACACAGGCGCCAGGUGAGUCUCCCUGGGGAGAGCAUUCCACAAACAUAUAUGCAAUACUUACCAAGCCCAAACGUAUGUUACUGCUUUAGCAAAAUAAACUGUAUUGUUCCAAAGCUAGGGUAGAAUAAAAUUAUCCCCUUUGGCAUAUUUAUUAAAUUUAAGACUAUAGAUGUACCAAGUAAGAUUACAAUAUUAUCCACACAGUCCACUUCCUUCUGUGGGUCUUGGUUAAAGCUCACACUCCUAUUUGCAGUUUCUGCCCCACUGCCUUUUGACCUUUUUUUAUCCCCAGUGAAACAAAGCAAGAAGCUGCUUGUUUGUUUCCCAUUCUGCAGCACUGUGUCUGUGUCCUUCAAGGGGCAAGGUGAAAAGGUUGACCACAAAGGAGGGAACAGGUCAGAAGGGCAGCAGAAACAGGAUGAUUGCUACUAG